GCAGCAUAUGGCUGCACUGCUCUGCACGCAUCCAGCUGCACCUUGUUCCCUGCCCUCAGGAUGGAACUUACAGCAUCCAGGCUUCUCCCUGGCGUGGCUGCAGCAAGAGACAAGGACUUUCAGGGAACACUGCUCAGAAAAACCACCUUUCGGCUUGCUGAACUCCCCCACCCCUCACCAGGACAAGGCUUACACAGAGACAAGCCAGCUGUUGUACGCAGGCAAAUAGAUCUGUUUCACCUACACAAGGAAAAUUUUGGAGGCCUGUUAACCUGUGGUGUAAUUCCUUUGAUGCGCUGAAUUUUCUAAGGCAUGUAAUUUUCAUUCAACUGCUUAUGAAAAACUUGAGAUGACUGAAAAACUGGUGACCUCUAAGUCCCAGAGACAUGCCUCUGCCUUUCGCAGUAAUUGUCCUCUUCUGCACCAUGAAUGCAGUGCUGGACUUCUGUGACAUCUCCCCUUCUACUCGUCAGGGAUUUACAGAGAUGUAAUCUGCUUCCAGCUGCAAGUCUUCACUUGGCAGUCUUAUCUGGAAGUAUAAAAUGGAGAGAAACACCCGGAUGAAACACAAGGUCAGGGAGUAGAAGCCUUCAGCAGAAAUUAAAAGGAGAGACAUCAUUAACACAGAAGAAAUGAUCAGUCACUCUCCUAUUUACUGCAGGUGGGAACUAUUGCACCAAUCACUCAAAUCUACUUCCUUACGUAACUCAUUUAGAAGCACUGGGCUGAUCUCUUUGAGUUUCUCAGUGUGUUUUGCCUGCAAAUCACCAUUUGAUUAUUUAAUUGCCCCUCCCUUUCCAGAAGGUGUUUUCUCCUGAAGAGAAGUCCAUUAGUUUACUUGCUUUAGAAUAUCAGGAAACCUGGUAGGUUGUAGCUCUGGUAAGCAGCAGAAGUUAGGUGGUUGGUUUUUUUUGUUUUUUUGUUUAAGUCUUUUUAGAAGUUCUUUAUUCCUUGAGUUACCAGAGUUGAAAAAGAAAAAAAUCUGUAAGGAAUAGAAACUACAACAGAAAGGGGGGGGGGGGGGAACUGACGGAAAGGAGUUUACCCUCAACCAGAGGGAAACCCAGAAGAUGAAAUAAGAACAAGUUCUGUAUGUUUUGGUUUUCUUUUCAGUUCCUCUUUGCGCUUUUCCAGCACCUCUUUGCCAUCCCUUUUACUGCUUGUUUGGGGUUGGGUCAGCGUAGCACUGCUCAUUUGUUAGAAGAGUGCGUGGUUAUCUCUGUAAGCCAUAACAAGGACUGGCUUCUAGUUUGCUUUGGGUGCAGGACUGUGGGGAUCCAGCUUUGGUUACCUAGGUAACUGCAAGGGGUUCUGUGUCUCUUAGGGUCACUAGGGCCCACAAACGUUUGCUUCCUUACUGGCUUUCCUAAAUUUGCCUUUGGUUUACCCUCUCAUCUCUGAAGUCACAGGCUUUCUGUUGUUCGCUGGCAUCUCCCUGAGGUUAUCUGGAUGUCCAUCUAUAUCAGCUUAUUUAAAUGUGUUGGCUCCUGCAUGGGCCUGUUGUUUUAUGUGUAUCUUAGAAGCUGACUUAAGUUACGUUUUCUCCUAACUGUUCAAGCCAAGCUUGGGGAGGAAAAAAAAAGCUGCAUAAAACUGCUGGAGGAGGGAAAUAAGAAGGCACUGAGUUUGUCGGUGUAAAGGAUUCAAGCAGUAUGGGUCUCAGCUGGCUGCCCUCCUUGGGUCCUAGGGUUUUCCAGGGACCUGGUUUGCAUAAGGGCAGUCACGUAUUAACAAACGAAAGGUACAGCUAGCCCAGUAUUUCUGCCUCUCAGACAAUGAAUUAAGCAACUAUUUAGGCGAGGAAUGCCUUAAAAACAAACAAACCAAAAACAACAAAAAAAAAAACAAGGUGAGCUUAAACAAUGCCUCAACAUGUAGGUUGGGUGUUUUCUGACUCUCAAAGGUCAUAUAGCCAUAUGUAAUGGAUUGAUAAUUAGCAAUCCUCACCAGAUUUGUCUUCCACAAACCUGUUUGAUUUCCCUUGGAGCACAUCAAAACCUCUAACAUCUUAUGGUAGGGAAUUUCACUGAGGUCACUCCUUUGGUGGAAAAACAAACCCUGCUUUGCUGGUUCUGAGCUCAGUUCUUGCUAACUCCAACUAUUUCCCAUCUAUUUUCUGCUGGUUAUAAUUUUAUCAUCUGCGGUGAAUGCUAUUGGUCAGUUCCUUUACAGGAUGAGUCCUUGCUUAUGCAGGUAAUUACUGUUAGGCUUACCUUAAGGUUUCUUUUACACUGUAUUUUUAAUCCUUGAAGGCUCAAAUUUAGAGGGGAGAGCAGACAAUGACUGCAGGUUUGACCUAGAAGCAAGUACAAACCUUUGAUAGAAACUGAUGAGUGCUAUAGCUCUCUUUUUAUUGGCCGCAUCCAUGUCUUUUCCAAGUAAUCAUUAUUAUAAUGUAUGGAUAGAUAGCAGGAUUUGUAUUGAAAUAGUAUGUUCUCAUAGUAAACUUAGAAAAUGUUUUUGUUUUUUUUUUUUUCACAAGUGAUACAGUGAAGCACGAUUCAUUGAUGUUAGUCAUGCAUAUGCAUGGCUGUCUUCAUGGAAAGCAGAGAGUUAAAUGGCAAGUGGGAGAACAUUGCUGAGUGGUACAUAGGAGAGAGCUGGUCAGCUUCAAGCAGAAAUCCACCCAUUUAGAGUACACGCCUGAGUGUGUGCUGGGUGCUGAGGGCAUGGCCCAGGCCCAAGGAAGAGAGGGCCAAAAUAAUGUUGAUGAAUUGCAGGCGUGAAGGCAUUCCUUUUGUGGUGUGCUGAGGUUCUGAGGCUAUGCUGUGGGGUACAAGGGGGGAUUGUAGGAGUGUGUGGGAAAUGGAGAUGGGCUCUAACUGCAGAAGCCUGCAGCAUUCACUGUGGAGUGUGUGUACUGUGUAUGUAUUGUUUCAUAAGAUAAGUGAUUCAGAACUUCUUCCUCCAGGGUGGGGCAGUAAGUACUUUACUGGAUUGCUUAAAAUGACAAAGCCAAACCAUGACUAAUAUAAAAAAAAAAAAAAACCUUCACCCUACCAUUCUGAUGUAAGUAACUGAAAUUCUACUCAGAAUGAACUUACAUUAUGAACAACUUAUGCCACGGUCUAUUUUUAGUCAACAAGACCUCUGUUACAGUGCAGUCAGUCUGGCUGGCUAUUGUUUGUUCUCUCCAUGUGUUUUUUCUUAAUUCAUGGAUAAAAUGCAUUAACCUGGUGGGUCUUCAGAUGGGCGAGCACGGGGCUUAGGCAAAGAAGACCCAACUGCUUGCCAGCUGACAGAACUAGAUGCUAUGGGCAUUGCUGGGCCUUACUGCCAGGCUGUCUGCUCCAGUAACAUGGAAAACUGCUGUUGCACCCUGUGUUAUGGGGAACCGGUAGUGCUUGUUAACAUGUUCUUCAUGUUAUUCAAAUAUAAUUUGCAGUUGUAAAUCGCUUUCACUUUUAUGACGCGUUCUGACCAUGGCUAACACAGUGAGUGCUCGUAGGGAGUGCCCGCGCUGCAGCCGCUGGGCCUGUGAGGACUUGGGCUGCCGCAAGGCGAUCACUGCGCUGUCGUCCGGCCGUUCCCGACGAACGGAAUCGCAGCGUACGGAGCUGUCAGGGUCGCUGCUCGCCCCGAGCCGCGCUGUGUGUGCCGGUGUGCGCGGGGCCCUCCCGUGAGCGGAGGCAGAGCGGCAGCGUUACGGGGCGGAAGUUUCUCAGGUCGCACUUUUGCCAGGCGGGCCGCGGAGUCUGUGCAUUGGCCUAGCUAUGGCUGCGUCGCUCGCGUGCCAGGCGCCGAGGACUCCAAUGGCGAUUCCUCCAUCAUAUGCAGACCUUGGCAAAUCUGCCAGAGAUAUCUUCAACAAAGGAUAUGGGUUUGGGCUGGUGAAACUGGAUGUGAAGACAAAAUCUGCAAGUGGAGUGGAAUUCACAACAUCUGGUUCAUCGAACACAGACACUGGAAAAGUGAAUGGAAGCUUGGAGACCAAAUACAAGUGGGCUGAGUAUGGGCUGACUUUCACAGAAAAGUGGAACACAGAUAACACUCUGGGAACAGAAAUUGCAAUUGAAGAUCAGAUUGCCAAAGGCUUGAAGUUGACGUUUGAUACAACUUUCUCACCAAAUACAGGAAAGAAAAGUGGUAAAAUUAAGUCAGCAUAUAAACGUGAAUGCCUAAACCUAGGUUGUGACGUUGACUUUGAUUUUGCUGGGCCUGCAAUCCAUGGUUCAGCGGUCUUUGGUUAUGAAGGAUGGCUAGCGGGCUAUCAAAUGACUUUUGAUAGUGCCAAAUCAAAAUUGACAAGGAAUAACUUCUCUGUGGGUUACAAGACUGGAGACUUCCAGCUUCACACCAAUGUCAAUGAUGGUUCGGAAUUUGGCGGUUCAAUUUACCAGAAAGUGAGUGACAAUCUUGAGACUGCUGUAAACCUGGCAUGGACAGCUGGUAGCAACAGCACUCGCUUUGGAAUUGCAGCUAAAUACAAGUUGGAUUCCACCGCUUCUAUCUCUGCAAAAGUGAACAACUCUAGUCUAGUUGGAGUGGGUUACACCCAAACCCUGAGGCCAGGUGUGAAGCUUACUUUGUCUGCCCUGAUAGAUGGAAAGAGCAUCAAUGCUGGUGGCCAUAAACUUGGUCUUGGCCUGGAAUUGGAGGCCUAAAAAGGUGAAGAAACUGCUGCAGAGAAGGGAUAUCAGAAGAAUUUGGCCUUAAAACGUAUUUCCAAUGUGACCAGCAGGCUUUUUCCCAAAAAGAGUACAAGAGCUGUAUUUGUAUUUAGACAGUUACUUGUUAGCUGGUUUCUAGUUAAAUUGGUUACCCGUCUAGUUACAAGUCUGCACUAGCGCAGUCACUUAAACAUUAUUUAAAUGUAUUUAACUGUUCAAUGCGCUACCCACAAAUAAUGAAAUAGACAUCUGAGAAAACUGUACAAUUGUGUGCAUGUUUGUUUUAUGUUCCUUUUGACAUUGGGUAUUGCUGUUGAAUGGAAAAUCGAUCAGUGGAUAUCUUGAAAUGAGGUCAACAGUUUUGUCAAAUCACCUUAAGUAGAAAUACAUUUGGUAUCCCAAGAUGACUCAAAUUAUGAAUAAAACAAAUACACACAUA
Messenger RNA from Gallus gallus (chicken), 5049 nucleotides. RefSeq names its product voltage dependent anion channel 2 (gene VDAC2). Gene Ontology annotation, molecular function: voltage-gated monoatomic anion channel activity. Lineage: Eukaryota; Metazoa; Chordata; Aves; Galliformes; Phasianidae. Bases 3714 to 4604 code for a protein of 296 amino acids. The record is from RefSeq and is a predicted model, not a curated record. Gene Ontology annotation, cellular component: mitochondrial outer membrane. The transcript is spliced from 11 exons. Gene Ontology annotation, biological process: monoatomic anion transmembrane transport.